CAAUCAAUCAAUCAAUCAAUCGUAAAUCAUAUCUGCGGUGCAUCGUUAUAUCUGACGCGUUAUUCGAUUAUUACGAUUGGUUAUGUGACGAAUCAUUACAUUACCAUUCAAAAUGUUGGUUCGGUUUAGAACACCUUUGAAAAAUAGAAAUCUUAUUCGUGUCAUGAAAAUCAUUUCUGUGUGUUAUAUUCACUUUUUAUUUCUUUCCAUUUUACGCUCGGCAGCAUACAUUUGAUUCUCAUCUUUGAUUGUUUUAAACUUUUGAGAAUAGAAAACAUACAUAUGUUAUGAAAUCACUCAGAACUGUGUGUUCUGAACACUUUUUCAUCCCCCCUUUGCCAUUUGCAGUAUAAAUUUAAUUCUCAUCUAUUUGUAUUCCUUUUCAGUAUCAUAAUUCCUUACUAUGUCAUCUUCUUUUUCGUCAACAAGAGUUAUUAGGAAAUGUGACUUUACCCAGUGGUUAUUUUUCUUACACAAUGCAAACGUUAUUUAAACUUUAUUUCAGAUAUCAUUUUCAAUAUUGUAUGCGAUUGUAUGCCGGUAAAGUUAUCAACGUCUAUAGCAACGUCAUCGCCAUACCCUCGUCCAAUAGUUGUUACUGACAAAUAUGACAGAAGACGACAAUAACAUUAUUAUACCAAUUGUGGCUGCAUGUAUCGCUGCUUUCAUCUGCUUGGCAGCAUUUGUAAUUCUUAUCGUUAUAAUUUGCAGAAGGCAUCGGUCUGCGAAAGACAAAAGAAACGAUCAAACAAAUGAAGUCACAAUGUCUGACUUAGAACCUAACACAGAACAAAACGAGUGUGUUACUAACACUUAUGAAAUACCUGACCAAAAUGUUUAUGAAGGUCUAAAUAGGCAAGACAAUGCUCCAUCGGGUGAAAUGUACCAGCAUCUGUAUACAGAAACCAAUUAUUCAGAUUGCGAAAGCAAAACUCAAAACGUUAGUCAUCGACAGUCGGACACAAACAGUUUGGAAGAAGAGCAUAAAUACACCUGAUAAAGAUAGUAUUUGUGACAGCAUACAUCGUGAGAACUCGUCAAAUGAAUAUGAAAGUUAUAAAACUAACGCAACUGAUCAGAUGUACGAAAUACUACAAAAAGACAAAUGACACAUAUUUAGAACGUCGUUACCUAAGAUUUAGGAACAUGAGGUUUUUGUCAUAUCUUUAAACUAGACAUUUCGCGUGACUUAAAUGAGCGCUAGAACUUGUGAAACUAUAGGGCUAAUAUACAUAUGUUUAAGCUAAAUGUGUUGAAGAGUUUUGUAAGAAGUAUUCAGCAGCACCUUAAAUAAUCUGAUAGAUUCCAUGCACACCUAUGAAGCAUUUAUAAUAAAUUGAUAUGAUGAAGUUGGAUUUAUAAUAAUAAUAUCCUUAUCUAGAAAAAAAGUGGAACAUGUAUACUUAUUUUUCAUGACGGCCUUAUGAUUUAACAAUGACAAAGAAAAAGACAAAUGAUUUGUAACAAAACAAAGAAAAGUACUUGUAGAUCUAUACAAAAUUUGAAAUCCUUUUUUGUUCAAACAAAAAAUUCUAUGUAUCUUUUUAAUGUAGAUCUAAGAUAUUUUUAUUCAUUCAACCGACUGACACUCGUAUUAUUCAUAUCAUUUAUAGAUUAACUCAUUAUAAUAAAAAUAUCAUCAUACAUAGCUUUUAAUAUGAAGUGGUUUCAGUUAUAAUCACGUGUCUAAUUGUAAAAUAAAUAAAAAAUUUUAAGCUGGUUUUGAAAGAUUGUAAUGUCAAAUAUUGCUUAAUAGUAAAAUGUAAUUUGUUCCAGACCAAUGCUUAAAAUACGAAUAAGAAUCAUUGGAAUAAUAAGUAUGAGGUAAAGUUUUCAGUACAUAUUCCUUAUGAGUGAUAAUGCGAAAAUUAUGUAAUUUAUGGUGAAAAACUUACAAUUUUUCAACAUCAUGUUAUGAGAUUUAUACACCAUAAUUGUAGUGUGGUAUUACACAAUGAAAUUUAGAAUAUUUAAUUUUGGUGAACGUAUCGGUCGGUUAAGUUUUAUUUCUUUUGUUACAGAACAAAUCUUGUCAUUCCAUAAAAAUAUGAUAGCACAUUUCAUUAAGAUAAUCAGCAUAUUUAUGCAAAACU
Molecule: messenger RNA, 2093 nt
Organism: Ruditapes philippinarum (Manila clam)
Lineage: Eukaryota; Metazoa; Mollusca; Bivalvia; Venerida; Veneridae
Exons: 4
Coding region: 608-997 (129 amino acids)
Source: RefSeq, a predicted model, not a curated record